GAGAUCAGUGAGCUACAGUAAUUACGUUUUCUGCAGCCUGCCUAAGAGAUGGUGCGGGAGAAGGGCCUGUGAUGUCAGAGCGGGGAGGGCUUAAAGACCGGGGAUGAAGACUAAUCGAGAUAAGUUGAGUUUGUAUUUAAAGCAAAGUCACCAUUAGUUAAGAGUUUUUUUGACAGGCUAAUCGUGAUGUGUCUUAAACGCUGGCAAGCAAAUGACAGCACCAUCCUGAGGCAAAGAUUUUGUGCUGUGGAAACGCAAAACUUGGGAUAUUCAUAGCAACCUUCCCCGGUGUCCAAACUAAAGUCUUGGCAACUGUGCUGAUAUCAAUUGGAUCAAUAAGUGGUGGCAACAUCAGCUGUUUCCCUCCAUAGCAUGACUCCUCGGGAUCAUAUGAGAAAGAUGUCAAUCCUUGGAGAACAGGGAACCUUAGAAGAUAAGCAUAUAUACCGAUUAGCCAGUGGCAUGGCAGCAGGAGAAUUGCGACAGCGGCAAGAGAUGAUAAUGAGAAACCAGAUGUUGGCAGUCAACCCACAACUGAUGGGAGGAGGCCAGCAGAGAAUCCAGGCAAUUCCCUCACAGUUUGAACCUCGGUUCAUGGAAAGAGACUUGUUACCUUCAACUGAGAUGCUGACCCCAGGUGACCCUAGGCAGAUCCAUGUAGCUUCUCACCUCAGUCCCGCUGUCCCACAACAUGCCAACAUGCCAAACCUAUUAUCCAACCGUGUUUAUCAAGGUCCAGGAUAUAGCUUUCUCCAACCAGAAUCUAUGGAAGCUGUAACCAGAAGGCAAGAAUUGGUUCAGAAACAAAACAUUGCUAGGAUGGAAAUGGAAAUGGGUGCCAUUUUUCAACAAAAGGAAAUCGAAAAAGCUCAUCGCAAAGGGCUAUUGGGGCUGGAAGGCCCCUUUCUUUACCACAGCAUCCCAGCUAGCCCAGUUGCUUUCCGAGGGAGACACAGGAUACCUGAAGGCCACCUUCCUAAUGAUUUGUAUGUUCAUCGAACAACCCUUGACGAACUUCAUGGCAAUGCCAUGCUCAUGGCCACCAGUCCCUACCCGCCUGUCAGCACUCUUCAAAGGGAGCGAGGCCGACGUCCGGGCCGAAGAGCUGGGAAUCACAAGGUCAAUGAUUGUACCGUCAAUGGCAUCAAGAGCCAAGCAGAAGACAAGGCCACAGACCUGGUCGCUGUGACGGCUGAUGAAGAAAAAGAGGACAAAAAAGAAGCAGAGGUGGAGAUGCUGAGCAAACAUGAACAAAGCAAAGUCCAUACAGAGCCAUCUUCUGUGGUAGCCAAAAAUGGCAAGGAGUAUGAGCAUGGCUUAAGGAAAGAUUCAGGUAGCCAUGAAAUACCCAGUGAAACCAAUGGCUGCAACAAUGGGAAUGAAAAAGAUUCUAGCAACUCUUGCUCAGCCUUUGAAGAAAAGUAUGUGUAUCCCUCUGCAUUUACAUUCUCUGCUCUCCCAUAUGGUUUCUCUGUACCCAACAACCCACUGCUACCUUCAGCCACGUCUGGACUGAUUCUGAAUGCAGAAGACAUUUCUUCUAUUGAAGAUAUCCGCAAAUGGACUGUUGAAGAUGUAUAUAGUUUUAUCAUCAGCCUUCCGGGGUGUUCAGACUAUGCACAGAUAUUUAAAGACCACGCCAUUGAUGGGGAAACCUUACCCUUACUCACAGAAGAACAUCUUUUGGACACAAUGGGAUUAAAACUUGGACCUGCAUUAAAGAUACGGUUGCAGGUAUCCCGGCGCUUGGGCAGUGCCUUCUACAUGAUGAACCUUCCCUUAUCCAUGCCCACUCCGUCUGCUCCAAGCAAGCCUUCAGAUGCUCCCCCAGAUAUGGCAUCCCCUCUUCACUGCAACAGUACUGGUGAUGCUCUGGCUAGUCCUGCCUCCCAGGACUCUGAACCUUCCAAAAUAGUUGAGCAUGGUGCAACGGAAAGCAGGGAACAUGCAUCUGAUGUACCUGGCGCGCAGCCAGAUUUCCGUAUGAUGAACUAUCAGAAAAACUGAAACUGGACACACUAAAAAACUUACCAUUAAAAAAAAACUUGCAAAGCCUGGACACAUGAAAUACACUAUGCUCAGUAUUAUUUAUUUAUUUUUUGUUAAUAGCAGAAUUGCUAUACAUGUGUGCAAUGAAAAAGAACAAUUUAUUUAGUAAGCAUAAAAAGAAGCAGCAAGAUGUUAGGGCAAGUAGAUCUCUGGUAGAUCUCUGGCUAAUUUGUAAUUGUCUCCAAGAAUUCCUGUUUGAGAUGUACUUUUGUAAUCAUCGUAAUAUAUGGUUCAUGGAGAUAAGGAUUUUUGUCUCCUCACCCACCAUUAUUUGUUUCACUCUGAUUUGUAAACCUCAGCAGUCUGAAAUAAACAAGAGUGUCUACUGAAUUGCA
Messenger RNA from Anolis sagrei ordinatus, 2384 nucleotides. It is a transcript of the gene SAMD7, whose product is annotated as sterile alpha motif domain containing 7. Gene Ontology annotation, biological process: negative regulation of DNA-templated transcription. The record is from RefSeq and is a predicted model, not a curated record. Gene Ontology annotation, cellular component: nucleus. Gene Ontology annotation, molecular function: chromatin binding; histone binding. Lineage: Eukaryota; Metazoa; Chordata; Lepidosauria; Squamata; Anolidae.